Molecule: messenger RNA, 1821 nt
Organism: Trichoplax adhaerens
Lineage: Eukaryota; Metazoa; Placozoa; Uniplacotomia; Trichoplacea; Trichoplacidae
Exons: 4
Coding region: 1-1821 (606 amino acids)
Biological process (GO): sodium-dependent phosphate transport
Cellular component (GO): membrane
Molecular function (GO): sodium:phosphate symporter activity
Source: RefSeq, a predicted model, not a curated record
AUGUUGCUAGAAGGCGCGGAAGUCGAUGGUAAGAAGGCAAAAAAUGGAACUGAAGUCAAAUUAGACGUAGCCGAGACGGAUAUCGUCCUCAAAACCAAUGAUAACAAUAGAAACUUGAUCAAAAAUGACGAAAAGGAAGAAAAAGAAUACGAUCCAUGGCAAGCACCUGAAUUAGUUGACAACUCUCCAGCAUGGGCAGAACUCAACGGCAAGGAGAAACUGCAAAGAGUUGGAUACCUCUUGUUACGAUUUGUUGUGAUCCUUGGCAGUCUCUACCUGUUCAUUUGCUCGCUUAGCUUGCUGUCUGAUGCUUUCAGACUGCUAGGUGGUAAAGCAGCUGGGGAAGCGUUAGAUGAAGAAGGAAUUGUUGCCAAUCCCAUUGCUGGUCUCAUGCUUGGUGUACUCGUAACCGUCUUGGUGCAAAGUUCUUCAACAUCUACCUCUAUUAUUGUUACCAUGGUCGGCGCUGACAUUUUGACUGUGCAACAUGCUGUCCCUAUUAUCAUGGGUGCCAACAUCGGUACAUCUGUUACCAAUACAAUAGUAUCGUUUGCUCAAUCACCAAACCGUGAUGAAUUUCGCCGUGCUUUUGGCGGUGCCACCGUCCAUGACAUGUUUAAUUGGUUAAGUGUCAUUGUGCUAUUGCCUAUUGAAAUAAUUACCCAUUACCUAUAUUGGUUAUCACAUGCUUUGACAGGAAAUAUUAAAGGAGACAGUUCCGCUAACCAGGACUUACUAAAAGCUCUUACUAGCCCCUUUACUAAUCUCAUCAUUCAACUCGAUAAAAAAGUAAUUACAAACAUUGCACUAGGAAAGGAAGAAUAUCUUAAUAAAAGCUUAAUAAAGGCGAGCUGUGGUUCUACUAUAAACAUUGUUCCAACAAAUAUGUCUGUGAUACAAAACGUAACUGACCCUAGUACCGGAGCAAUCACCUUGGAUACGACUUAUGAAAUAGUCAAUAUUAGCAACAUUGACAAAAAACCAUGUCAUUUUCUUUUUGCCAAUACUGGAAUGAGUGAUCCUGUUGUUGGAAUUAUUUUGUUGUUUAUGUCGAUUGUUGUAUUAUGUGGUUGCCUCAUUAUGCUUGUAAAAUGUUUACAAGCCUUAUUGAAAGGACAUGUAGCCAAAAUUAUCAAGAGGACCAUUAAUUCUGAUUUCCCCGGUAGAUGGAGUGUUUUGACUGGCUAUGUGUUCAUGUUAGUAGGUGCAGGUGUCACUAUCAUUGUUCAAUCGUCGUCAGUAUUCACGUCGACGUUAACUCCUCUGGUAGGUAUUGGAGUUAUAGAAUUGGAAAGAAUGUAUCCAUUGACAUUGGGAUCAAAUAUCGGUACAACGACAACUGGUAUCCUUGCAGCUUUGGCUAGUAAAGUCGGCCUUCAUAAUGCCAUGCAAAUUGCUAUUUGCCAUCUCUUUUUUAACAUCUCUGGAAUUCUGGUAUGGUAUCCGAUACCUUUCAUGAGAAAGAUUCCGGUAAAGAUGGCAAGGUUUAUGGGUAAUACUACCGCCAAAUAUCGUUGGUUUGCCGUAGCUUACCUAAUUUUCGCCUUCUUUAUCAUCCCUGGUACUAUUCUUGGAUUAUCUUUAGCUGGCUGGUAUGUGCUGUUGGCUGUCGGUGGCCCAGUGGUGCUCCUAUUAAUAGCAAUAUUAAUCAUAAAUGUUCUACAACAGCGAAGGCCAAAAGUCCUUCCAAAAAAACUACGCACAUGGGAAUGGGCACCGAUUUGGCUAAAAUCGCUGGAGCCUUACGAUAAAUUGCUUGGUCGUCUUUGCUUCUGCUGUAAAUAUCGAUCUGGCAAGCCUGAGCCUGAAACAAACUGUUAA